Molecule: messenger RNA, 2065 nt
Organism: Bacillus rossius redtenbacheri
Lineage: Eukaryota; Metazoa; Arthropoda; Insecta; Phasmatodea; Bacillidae
Product: tether containing UBX domain for GLUT4
Exons: 9
Coding region: 389-2002 (537 amino acids)
Biological process (GO): glucose homeostasis; signal transduction; intracellular protein transport
Cellular component (GO): cytoplasm; nucleus; vesicle membrane
Molecular function (GO): protein binding
Source: RefSeq, a predicted model, not a curated record
GUAUCGUUCCUAAAGCAUUGACUGUAGUGUAGUAUUUAAAGCCGGAGUUUUUAAUUCAUACUUUGUAACCACCAUCGUACGUGUUCAAGCCACAUUUCUGCAAUGUUUUGGGCGUAAUAAUAUUUAAAUGGCGUGCAAAACUAUAGUUCCUUCAUAACGUCAUAGCAUGCUUUCUUUGACAAUUCUUAAGUCAAAGGUCUUUUACCUACAUUUUUACAUUUUUAACUUAAGCAUUUUGCUCCAUGGUUUUUGUUUGAUUCUUGUUUUGUGUUUACAUGAUUUCAGCGUUUUUUUUUUUGUUGCAUUGGAAAGGGUUAGAAGUUUGUAAAUGCUAAGAUUAUUUUAUUCAACCAUUUUUAUGGUAUAUUGUAUAUAACUGAAUGUCCAAAUGGCAGUUAAUAAAUCUGUAAUUGUGUUAACUCCAAAUAGUAGAAGAAAAACUGUCCAUGUUACUCCUAACACAACAAUUUUACAGAUCUUGGAAGAAGUGUGCCAAAAGGAAAAAUUGCAACCAGAGGAAUAUGAUCUUAAGCACCACAGGGAAAUCCUGGACACCACAACCACCUUGCAGUUCUCGGGUCUCCCCAACAACGCUCUCCUCGAGAUGGUCCCCGUCCAGAGGGUGCGGAGGGAGUCGUCCGUGACCCUGGGCUUGCAGCUGGAGUCCGGGGACCGGCCCACUGGCACGUUCCUGCCGUCAGAUAAUCUGUGGACAGUUGUGACGAAACUGUGUCCAGAGGAAGAGGAAAGAAGUGGAAAGGAAUCCAAUCCUGUUGUCAUAUAUAUGCGACAAGAAGUAUCUGGUGUCGAAGCUCUGAAAGGAAUGACUCUCCGGAACCUAGGUCUCACUAGUGGUAGAGCCAUGUUAAGAUUUGUGCACCGCACCCCAGAGGAGCUCCGUACGCAGGCCAACGUUUCGGCUCCUUUGAAGAGAGCACAGACACCCUCCAAGGACACGGCCAGAGAGAAGCAGGCCAAGCCACACUUCGCCAGGCAGGUGGAAGAAGCAACCCUUCCCAACGUGCUCGCAGAGGGAUCCGUGGGCCUUGUAGAUGAACUGCCGCCCGCUGCUGCCGCGAUCGCAGUUACCGAAGCAGAUGCACCUGCUUGCGACGGCCCAGCGGUACGGGACGGUGCAGCGGCAGACAAGAUGGACGUCAAUGAGGAAGGACUGGAUGACGACAGGAAGGAAAGUCGUGUGCUGGCUCUAAAUGGUGGCAGUGGCGUGUGUAUGAGCGACGAUGUAAUGCCAGACGUCGGUGAAAAUGCACCGAUACUGCUGGGCGAGCGGAGUGCCCUGGUGUUUCUCUUGGAUUCUGCUCCAGAUGUGGAGCGAGAGGAGCUACCAGACAGCUUCUUUGACUUGACAGUUGAAGACGCUCGUGUCAUUUACAACGACCUUAUAACCAAAAGAGCGGAGAUGGAAGACGCACCUCUCAGCACGACUGCCAUGCGAGAGCUGGAGAAAUCAAAACAAGUCCUGAACAACCUCCAUCAAUAUCGCAAAGUUGUGUUGCGUGUACAGUUCCCAGACCGCACCGUGCUGCAAGGAAUGUUCUCCCCCAUCGAGACUGUUCACAAAGUUAUGGAAUUUGUGCGGCAGUACCUUGAAAACCCGGGAACGUCUUUUUACUUGUUCACAACGCCUCCGAAACAGAUCCUGGCACCGGAGGUUACCCUCGUGGAAGCAGGCUGUGUCCCGAGUGCGCUGCUGCACUUUGGGUGUGACACAGGUGACCUCCAAGCGUUCAUCAGGCCGGACGUUCUGGCACGUUCCUCGUCCUUCCGCGCGGCCGCGACCGCCGCUCGGUACUCCAGGAGGAAGACGUCAGAGAGGGGUCUAGCAACGAGCAGCUCUGCCAGCGAGAAACGCCCGCCAAGCCCUCAGCCUUCGACUUCCCGCCAGAGCGACGAUCCUCUGCCCGCCCGAGAUCACCAGGCUCGCGUAAGCCACAGCAAAGGCUCUUCCAAAGUACCAAAGUGGUUCAAAGCAGUUAACUAAUAUUGCCAGAUCAUAAGGCUGUAUGUACAGAUUGUGUAUUUGAAAUAAAUUUGUUUUCUAUAA